Messenger RNA from Hemicordylus capensis (graceful crag lizard), 2477 nucleotides. RefSeq names its product cyclin dependent kinase 5 regulatory subunit 2 (gene CDK5R2). The record is from RefSeq and is a predicted model, not a curated record. Gene Ontology annotation, cellular component: cytoplasm; protein kinase 5 complex. The transcript has a single exon. Gene Ontology annotation, molecular function: cyclin-dependent protein serine/threonine kinase activator activity; protein kinase binding. Lineage: Eukaryota; Metazoa; Chordata; Lepidosauria; Squamata; Cordylidae. Gene Ontology annotation, biological process: activation of protein kinase activity; brain development; positive regulation of cyclin-dependent protein serine/threonine kinase activity. Bases 285 to 1232 code for a protein of 315 amino acids.
GGAUUGGCUGCUCAGACAGAGGCCGGGGCGGGGCAUGGGGAGGUUCUCUUGGUGCGGCGGCCAGUGCAGAGAGAGCCGAGCGGCUGAGUGCCGGUUGAACCAGGUUCGAUCUGGCGCGCUUCACUGCAGUUCCUUGAGGCUUCUCCGCAAGCUCGGCCCCAGGGCGCCGGCGCAGCUGCUGCGUCCCGCCCCAACCCAUGGCCGGUGUGCGGGGCGCGCCUGGGCAGGAGCAGUGAGGGAAAGUCCCCAAAGGAGAAGCCGCAGCAGCUGCUGCUACCGACAGGAUGGGUACGGUGCUGUCGCUGUCGCCCGGUGCGCCGGGGAAAAGCGGCGGCGGCGGCGGCGUCCUGACCGAGAAGACAGCCCCAGGCAGGGCGCACGGCAAAGGCGAGAGCCGCUUGAAGCGGCCGGGCGUGCUCAUCUCUGCCCUCACCUGGAAGCGCCUGGUGGCCGCCUCGGCUAAGAAGAAGAAGAAUGCCAAGAAGGUGACGCCCAAGCCCGGCUCCGGAGGCGCGCCCGACCCCUUAGUGCAGCAGCGCAAUCGCGAGAAUGUGCGCAAGUCCCAGCCGGACGGAGCCAAGCAGGGUCCCCUGGCCGUGCCGGUGCCCACCGUGCCCGCCUCUGCCCAAGACGGCGGGAAGCCCCCGCCGGUGCCUCCGCCGCCCCCGCCGCUGCCCAGCAGCCGCGCCGCCGCCGGCUCCCCUCGGCGGGUGAUCGUGCAAGCUUCCACCGGCGAGCUGCUUCGCUGCCUGGGGGACUUCGUGUGCCGCCGCUGCUACCGCCUCAAGGAACUGAGCCCUGGUGAGCUCAUCGGCUGGUUCCGCAGCGUGGAUCGCUCGCUUCUGCUUCAGGGCUGGCAGGACCAAGGGUUCAUCACGCCGGCCAAUCUGGUCUUCGUGUACCUGCUCUGCCGUGAAGCGCUGCAGGGGGACCAGAUCGGCAGCCAAGCGGAGCUCCAGGCCUCCUUCCUCACCUGCCUCUAUCUGGCCUACUCCUACAUGGGCAAUGAAAUCUCGUAUCCGCUCAAGCCCUUCCUCGUUGAGGGCGACAAGGAGCGCUUCUGGGACCGCUGCCUCUCUAUCAUCCAGGGCCUGAGCGCCAAGAUGUUGCAGAUCAACUCGGAUCCACACUACUUCACGCAGGUCUUCCAGGACCUCAAGAACGAAGGCGAGGGAGGCUCCACAAAGGACUCCAGCGCCAACAAACACUGGACUAUAAGCCUGGACCGCUAAGAGAUGUCGGAGGUUCCUCCUUAACCACCUCCUUCGACCUUCCCAGACUCAUCUCGCCUCUCCAGACAGGCUUUUCUCACCUGGGAUUCCUCCUGGAGGGAUGGGGAAGAAUAAGACGUGAGGGGUGGGGGUAGGAGUGGAGAACUGCCUGGGACAUAUCCCUUAAUCCCCCCCCCCACAUACCAGUAGCAUUCAUGGAGCUACUGCCCCCCCUCCAUUGCCCAGAAUGAGCCAUUUAUGGACUAUGUGUUUGUGAGGGGGGGGACCUGUUAGAGUCCACUCUUUCCACACUCCAUCUUGUGGGCCACACCCAGAAUUGCUUCAACCCCUUCUCACAGCUGCAGUAUCGAAAUGGUUUGGGAGUGGGUGGAAUGGGGGUAUCUGGCCCAUGGCAUACUGAAUCUUUUGGCUGUGAGCAGAACUAGCUCCUCUAAUCCCUUGAUCCCUUUUCCCUGCAAGAUGCCACAAGGUGGAUGCCCUUCAGACCCUGUGUGUGCAUCUCUGGAGCCGAGGGCAGCCGUCUUUUUUUCUUCCAAAUAGGGAGAAUUCCUAGACUAUAAUUAUGGGUCAACUUGAGGCAAUCUUUAUUGACAAGGUUCUGUCUUGUGCAGCAGCUGCGACCUCACCUGUGAAAGCCUCACCAGUGUGUCCAUGGUCUGGGUCUUUUUGCUGCUACUGUGAAUCACAGUACAGCCCCAGGGGCAUUCCCUUUUGCAGUUCUUCCCCCCCCACCCCACCCCUGUGAAACAGUCCCUGCAUGUAUCUGUCCUUCCUACCGUUGGUGGUUCUGGCAUAGUGGUUGUUCUACAAAGUGGAUGAUGGUCUUGUACAACUAUCAACCACUGCAAGUCAAAUGCCUUUCAUCAUUUCUUUCCUUUUCAUCCCUGUACUGAGGAAGGGGAGUAAGGAAGAGAGGGUGUGUGUGUGUGUGUGUGCGCGUGCCCCAACACUGAAAUGAAGUGCUGGGAAAGCAGUGCUGCUAUCCUUCAAUGCCCCUUAGCUGCCUCAACCCCCUCUUUCUCCCAUCUGAAGUGGAGGCUGGGAGCUGUCCAGAGUGCUGGCCUCUUAGAAUGACAUACAUUUGCACAUUCUCUAAGCUGAAAACAAGCCGUCUCUUGGUGUUUGAAUGUAACAGAACAAUGUCUGACUUAACAGGAUGUUUGUGCCAAUGUUGCUCAAAUGUACAAUAACAUAUUGUUUUAUAUUGUAUAUUUAAAGAGAUAAAGUUAACGAGUCAAAGCGGAA